AUGGCGCCGUCAAUACGGAAAAAGCGGGCGCUAGAUGAUGCCGUAAACCCCAGAGCUUCACGACCAAAGAAGAAAUUUAAGAAGCAGCUGGAUUACAACAGCAGCUCUUCCGGAGAUGAGCCAGACCCACCCGUCACAAUUGUCCCCGGUACUCAGGACUCUGAUGAAAACAAAAGCUCCGCCAUUGAAAUCGAGGAACCCGAACACGACCCUACGGAUUUAGUUUUAGAAAAGGAUAACUCAGAUGUAUCUAAUUCCGAGAACGAAUCCGAUUCCUCCGCAGAUUCUGGCUCUUCCUCGGUUGGCUCUCACACCUACACUACCAAACUGCGGAAACAGACCUCCAAACGCAAUGAUCCCGCCUCCUUUUCUACAUCUAUGAUUAAGAUCCUUGGUACAAAACUUCCCUCAUCUGCCCGCGCAGAUCCCCUGCUCUCGCGAAGCAAAUCGACGGCUCAGACUACGGCAGAUAUUGCCAACGAAAAGCUCGAAAAACGAGCGCGCGCAAAAUUACGCGCCGAAAAGAAAGAGGAAUUGGAUCGUGGCCGGGUGACAGACGUAUUAGGCGUCGAACGUGGCGAGGCUGGUGAAACUGCAGAACAGGAAAAGCGGCUGAGAAAAAUUGCGCAACGGGGUGUUGUUAAGUUGUUUAAUGCUGUGCGCGCAGCCCAGGUACGAGGCGAGGAAGUUGCUCGAGAAGAGAGAAGCAAACGAGCAACCGUCGGCAUGGACGAGCGAGAGAAGAAAAUUAAUGAAGUGAGCAAACAAGGGUUCUUGGAGCUCAUCAACGGCAAAGGGGGAGAACGGCUGGCUAUCGAAGAGGCGUGA
Messenger RNA from Ophidiomyces ophidiicola, 828 nucleotides. It is a transcript of the gene RRP15, whose product is annotated as pre-60S ribosomal particles component. The transcript has a single exon. Lineage: Eukaryota; Fungi; Ascomycota; Eurotiomycetes; Onygenales; Onygenaceae. Gene Ontology annotation, biological process: maturation of LSU-rRNA; maturation of 5.8S rRNA. The coding region runs from base 1 to 828 and encodes 275 amino acids. Gene Ontology annotation, cellular component: preribosome, large subunit precursor. The record is from RefSeq and is a predicted model, not a curated record.